This is a messenger RNA of Kuraishia capsulata CBS 1993, 828 nucleotides long. RefSeq lists its product as uncharacterized. The record is from RefSeq and is a predicted model, not a curated record. Bases 1 to 828 code for a protein of 275 amino acids. Gene Ontology annotation, biological process: peptidyl-lysine dimethylation. Lineage: Eukaryota; Fungi; Ascomycota; Pichiomycetes; Pichiales; Pichiaceae. The transcript has a single exon. Gene Ontology annotation, molecular function: protein-lysine N-methyltransferase activity.
AUGAUUGUGAAGUACCUACCAUUAAAACAUCCAACAAACCCCGUGAUUUGUACUAUGAGUGACGGAGAAGUCGAAGAUUUGGAAAUCAAUGCCGGCUUCUUUGAGGAGCCCGAAGAUUUCAGACCCCAGGCUCCCACUGCUUCAGAUAUCGUCUACGAGAGAAAGCACGCUGGUUCCUCCUCCAAUUUGGUUCCACUCAGAUUGAUCGGUUCUUCCCCCCUGUAUGGGCAUAUAUUGACUAAUGCGGCCAAAUACACGGCUGAAUUCCUGGACAAAAACCCAGACUGGGUUUCUGGCAAAACUGUGCUGGAAUUUGGGUCUGGAGGUGCACUUCCAUCCAUUAUCAGUGCCUUGAACGGCGCAAAGCUCGUGGUAACCACAGAUUAUCCGGACGUGGAGCUCAUAAAUAACAUCUCUUACAAUAUCAAACAGAACAACUUGGAAGCCGCGGCCAUUGCCAAGGGUUUUAUCUGGGGUGAUGAUACCACUGAGAUACGAGAAAUCAUCCAGACAGCCACCGGGAAAUCAACCGUGGACCUUCUCAUACUCAGCGAUGUCAUUUUCAACCAUACAGAGCACUCGAAACUCCUUAAAACGUGUCUGGAGCUAAUUAACAGAGACGGUACAGGAAAGUGCCUGGUUGUAUUCUCGCCUCACAGGCCCCAUCUGCUUGACAAAGACCUGGAAUUCUUCCAGACAGCCGCACAUUCUGGAUUCAAACACACCUUCAUCGAAGAACAGAUUUGGUCGCCGUUAUUUGCAUCAGAUACCGACGAAUCAACAGCCGAAUUGAGAUCCAAGGUAUUUGCGCAUCUAUUGGAGAUCUGA